Messenger RNA from Camponotus floridanus (Florida carpenter ant), 1196 nucleotides. RefSeq names its product putative odorant receptor 85d. Gene Ontology annotation, molecular function: olfactory receptor activity; odorant binding. The record is from RefSeq and is a predicted model, not a curated record. Lineage: Eukaryota; Metazoa; Arthropoda; Insecta; Hymenoptera; Formicidae. Gene Ontology annotation, cellular component: plasma membrane. Bases 84 to 1133 code for a protein of 349 amino acids. Gene Ontology annotation, biological process: sensory perception of smell; detection of chemical stimulus involved in sensory perception of smell. The transcript has 8 exons.
UCAUUCGUUUUUUGCUAUGGAAAACGAGCAGAAAAAUUUAGUCGUUUGUGAGCUGUCGAAAACGAAGUAUCUCUCUGAAAAAUAUGAAGUAUAUCUGGAAUUAUUAUUAUAGUAUUACCAAAAAAAUGCUAUUAUUCGCUGGACAAUGGCCUUAUCAAAAGAAAAGAGAGAAAUUGCUUCGAACAAUUCUAUUGAUUACGACCGAACUUUCUGUGAUGAUUACACAGAUUAAAUAUCUCACUGAUCAAUUAUAUUUCGACUGGAAAACUUUGGAAAACCCGGAAGAAUACGAAAUUAUGAAAACGUAUGCAGCAAAAGCCAGAUUGAUUUCUUUGACUUACGCCUUAUAUUACCUCAUAUGUUGUCCUCUGUUUAUAUUUACUAGCCUUAUACCAAAGAUAUUAGAUAUCGUGGUGCCCCUUAACGAAUCUCGUCCUAUAAUAAUGCCUCACGAAUGUCACUAUUUCGUUAGCGACGAUACAGAAUACUUCUAUUAUAUUUUUCUCCAUGCCUUUAUAUCUAUGAUAAUACUUGUAAUCCCUUUACUUGCACACGAUUGCAUGAUUCUGACCUAUAUCGAACAUGUCUGCGGUAUUUUUGCUGUAGCUGGAUUUCGUUUCAAAAAUUUGGCACAUAAUACUGGCAUAGAGAAUAAUAAUAUAGAAAAUGUUUACGAUAAAAAAAUAGUAUCAUCAGUUCAUACACAUUGGCGAGCUUUAGAAUUCGCGGAGUUUCUUGAAAAUACCUUCUCUGUAACUUUAAUUAUACAAAUGUUAAUAGUUAUCAUAGCAAUGAGUCUCACCUUAUUUCAAAUGGCAAUACAAUUAGAAGAUCCUAUAGAAACGAUGAGGAAUACUGCAUUUGUUGUUGGUCAAUUGAUUCAUAUAUUCUGCUUCAGUCUGCAAGGCCAGAAAUUGAUAGACCACAGUUUACAAAUGCAAGAUAAAAUAUAUAACUGCUCCUGGUACAAAAUACCAGUAAAAUCACAAAGGUUACUUCUAAACGUAAUGAGGAGAAGUCUGCAACCCAAUAUUUUAAGCGCUGGCGGAAUUUAUAUUUUUUCUCUAAAGAGCUUUAUGUCGGUUUUACAGUCUGCAGUAUCGUAUUUUACUGUACUCGCCUCUUUCCAGUAACCGAUAUUUAGUAAGAUAGUAUUUCUUGUACAAAACAUAAUAAAGUUAAGGUAAUAGAUUGAA